AACAAGUGCGCAUCGUUGCUACGCAGAGGAAGCGAGAUUUUUUCACCUGCUCGAUUUUCGUCGUCGCGCGCUCGCACAGCAACGGAAUUGUUUUGGUUUUUCCGCUCUCGAAGCGCUGGCAGCUGAGAAAAGCGUCGCGCGUGUGUCAUACGAUGGACGGCGACGACGGCAGUGAAAAACCUAUGUGCCGAUGAGGUGUGCGAGAGUCCACGCGGUGUGGAAGAGUGGGUGGAAAUAGUAUAAAAAAAUCAGUGUAAGCCACGAGUAGUGUGAGCAAAGCGACUGCACACGAGUUGUGUUUUGUUCUUGUUCUUCUUCCUGCGGCGUGUGUGUGCUCAGUGGAUUACUAGUAUCGGGCUCGUGAAAACUGGAAACUCUCAGAUACUUGCGGCUUUGGCACUGAAUCCAGUGGAAAGUAGCUGCUCGGAGUGUGCCAAUAUUUUUCAGUUAUUUACAGUUUUUGUUUGUUUUCCCAAAUUUUCUUUACUGUUUGUUGUGUUUCACGUGCUGCCAAGUGUACAUAGAGCUGCAGAACAGCCCAUUUUUUGUUGUGCUCCGAGUGGAUGAAAAACAUGAACAAGUAACACUGUGUUGUGUGAACAUAAAAGACAAUUAUUAUUGAUGUUGUAAUAAAACAUUUUCAAUUUUUCUACCAACAUUGUUUUUGUGUGUGGAAUGAAUAACUGAACUACCAAAAAAGAUUAAGAGAAAGACUAUUGUACGAUGACAGCAGAGUGCAAGUGCCUCGAGCCGAUUUAGUGAAAAGCUUACUGUUAUGAUUUUCUUUGUAAACCCAUCUGGUAAUUGUGGCAGCACUUGCAUAGAAAGUCGUGUAAUCUUGAUUGUACGACGACGAACAGGACACGCGGCAAUCAUGCUGUUCCCUUCGGGAAGAUCUUCUAGCCUCUCCCCAACGAGUAGCCGAGGUAGUUGUAGCGGUGCGUAACGGAAGGAUAGUUCAAUGUUAUCAAGAAUCUGUCGCAAUAAUGCUAGCGCGUAUGUGAACCCCUUUGGAGCCCGCCAAGUUGUUUACUUUCAUUGUGUUGUUCUGUUCUAUUGUUACAGUAAAUCAUUAGCCAAUUUUUUAAUUUGAUUUGAAGGAGCACAAAAUAGUAGAAACCCGUUCGUAUACGCACAUACGGGAAAUCUGACUAGUGAUUGGCAGUUUUUUCUGUUUGGUUUUGUAUCGGGUUCGUUGAUACGUUUAGUGCAAAGUUCCAACCGGAAAGAGUAACGUAUACCGCCAGGUGUGUUUGCGAGAGCGCGCAGGCACACACCUUCUCACAGGACGACACUAGAUAAUAUGGCUGCGUAUGCUCAAUUUGGUUACACAUAUCCGUCGGCAAGUCAGUUGUUGGUUGGUGGUGGACAGACGACAACAGCUAGUUCACAAUCACCAAUCUCGGCCACAAAUGCUCCGUCACUGAGCCCGGGAGGGUCGGCAACAGGCGCGCCGUCAGGUGCCUUAAGCCCCGGGGCUGUCUCACAAACCUCAAACAAUGCGCCACCGGCAACUUCCUGCUGUGAAAAUGGCAGGCCAAUUAUGACUGAUCCUGUAUCAGGACAAACUGUAUGCUCCUGCCAAUAUGAUUCAGCUCGGUUAGCGCUGUCCAGUUACUCCCGAAUACCAACUGGCAGUGUUGGAGUCUACGGAACACCUUAUCCCUCAACCGAGCAGAACCCGUAUCCAAGCAUCGGCGUAGAUAGUUCAGCAUUUUAUUCACCUCUUAGCAACCCAUAUGCUUUAAAAGAAAGUGGACCAACUAGUGAUAUGACGGCGUGGACAUCGGCGGGCCUGCAGCCAACGACCGGAUAUUACCCGUACGAUCCAACCCUGGCCGCCUACGGGUAUGGCGCUGGAUAUGAUUUAGCGGCCCGCAGAAAGAAUGCAACCCGUGAGUCCACGGCAACGUUGAAGGCGUGGCUCAACGAGCACAAAAAGAACCCUUACCCGACCAAGGGCGAAAAAAUUAUGCUUGCAAUCAUUACCAAGAUGACACUGACGCAGGUGUCCACCUGGUUCGCGAACGCACGCCGGCGGCUGAAAAAAGAGAACAAAAUGACGUGGGAGCCUAAGAACAAGACAGAUGACGACGAUGAUGCGAUGGUGUCGGACGACGAGAAGGAGAAGGACGAAAUGGAUCCAGACAAGAGUCGGGAUCAUAAAGAUAUACAUCAUCACGUGAAAGCCGAGCACGAUAAGGACGAUGACGAUGACGAUCUCACCGACGACGAAAGGAAGCCGGAAAACUUAAUGGGGCAUCCGAGUCAUUUGGGGCAGCACCAUCCGUACUACCACCAUACGAUGCUCGGGGGACACCACCACCAUUCAGGACUCAAAUCAGAAUUGGACCAUCCAAAAAACCAAACGAGCAGCGACUGUGGAGUGCCGAUUCCAGCCUCAAAGCCGAAAAUCUGGAGUCUAGCAGACACAGCCGCUUGCAAAACUCCACCACCACAGGCACUUCACAGCUCUUGGAUGACCGGCGGCUAUCACCCAGGGCAGCAUCAUCAGCAACAGCCUCCGCAGCACCAGCAGCAGCAUCAUCAUCUACAGCAACAGCACCUGCAGCAACAACAGCAUCAACACCAGCAGCAGCACCCGGGCAGUGGAAUGAUGAUGGGAGACGCAAGCUCCCCUAUGAAUAUGAAUAUAGCAAAUACACCUCACAACCAAGGUAUGGGGACUAUGGGCAGUGGUAUGAUGAGCAAUUUCGCGAAUACCCCAUAUUCCCGCUAUGGGGGGUUUCUAGCAGGAGCUCAACAUUACAAUACUACCCACAACAACAGCAACACCAACAACAACAGCAACAGCAACAACAACAUCAACCACAAUAUCAACAGCAAUACAACUACGGGCCCAGUGACGGUUGCUACAACACCCACUUUGCAGCAGCAUCAGCAAGCAGGGAUGCACCAGCAGCAACUGGCACAGCAGCAAUCCCAACAGUCUAUGAACAGCAACAACAGCAAUUCCCAGUCGAUGGGGUUUCCCGAGGUUCAGACCGACACUCCACCACAAACUCCACCGAAUAUGAAGCUGCCCAGCGUAGCGGGGAAUCUGCUUACAACCUCAGUAACCCCUACGACCGGUACUUGCUAUAAUGGUAGUAACACUAGUACCACCCAUAGUAGUGGUAACAAUAACAACAACAACAACAACAACCUCACUACAAACAACAACAAUCUGAAUGGAGUCAACGGUUACGCAUCAUCUCCAGAAUCAAUGGGGCAAGCAGCCAAUCAUCAAGGGCGGGCGCAAACCAAUUACUAUCAAAUGCAACCCAAUUCACCGCAGAAAUCGCAGCAAGAUUUUUCCCAGCAAAUGCUUCAUCAACAAGAUGGUUUUAAACCGUUUUACAAAAAUUCACCACAAAUCGGCAACGGGUUCGUGUCUCCGGUCUAAAAGAUAGUCGAGAACUCCUUCGUAACAAUAGUUGUAAAAUGCCGAUUGACGCCUAAUUUCUAAUUACACUUGCCAGUGUUCUUCGUUUACACGUGAAAUACUUUUCAACCGCACAAUGAUGUCUGAGGUUUUCUAAAGUCAGUCAACUAGAGAAAGCAUUCCCGUGUCGAUCGAAACCAAGAAGCUGCGUACGAACGCAACAGCAAGCGGCACCAGAGAAUGGCCAAACCAAGCGCUGCAACAGUUUUUCCAUCGCGCAACCGGUGUUUCGUUGUUUUGUUUUGCUUGACGUCGCAGCCACCAAUCGCACGCGCGAAAUCCCUUCCACAAAUGAAUACAGGCGGCACUUCAUUCAUCAGCAAGCACUAUUGCACUAACACAACAGCUGCUACUAUCUAGUAUAAUACGAAACACUAACCCGAACGAUAGGUGAUACACAAACGAGUAUCGAAUAUACGAGGCCGCGAGACAAACCAGAUUAUAGGCAAAUCAUAGUAUCGCAAACAUGAACUUAAAGCAAAACACAGGGCUUUUUUCAUCACAAAAUCUGGGCUAUGUGCAAAAACAACAUAAAUAUAUGAAUUCUACAGCAGGUUAAAAACAAAACUUAUUUUAAUAAUUCAAAACGGUUUUGCUAGUAGUCUAAUUUUCCAUUUAGGAAAAAUUAAGAGAAUUAUUUCUUUCGAAAAGCUCAUGUUCUCGUGUAGAGCUAUACGUGCAAUUUCUUUCCCCUUUUACAUUGUCCAACAACUUCAGUAAAGUGCACUGUUAUCGCAACUCCAUUAAAGAAAAGUGAUGAAAAUCAGUUCAUUAAUUUUUUCGGCCUUGUAUUAUAUAUUUCUCUUAAAAUAAAAUCGAAAAAGUGUUGAGAAACGCAUUUGUAAUCUGUGAUAACGAAAAAAAAGUAUAUAAAAUAUUGAACAUAUUUAACACUAACUUAAGGCACGCAAUUCUUUUUUUUUCUAUUCUGGUAGGGCCACACUUUCUCCGCGUUUCAUUGUUUUGGGUUGCUACCCGCGAGGGUGAUAUUACUUUUGGCAAAUUAGCUGGAAGAAAACCAUCAAUCCCUGGGGAUUUCUUUUGUGUCUUGUAUAAAUGGAUGUUAACAGAAAUGAAAGAAUGUUGACGAAUAUGAUUAAUAGAUCUAUAGCUUCUCCAGUGUACUACUAUUUCAUAGAAGAUAAUUUACGGCACCUACGGGGGAAUGUAUGGGAAACCAAAAGUCGAACGGCAGAUCCACUACUUCUGUAUUAAAAAUUCAAACGUUUGAUUGAAAAUUGAAAUAUAAAACCCGGCAAAGAAUUGUAAAUACAUUGUUUCAAAUACUUUUAUCAUCAUUACAAGAGAAACAAUAGAUACAUCCAGUAAACGUUUGAAAAACAAGCUUUCGAAGAAGUAAGAAAAUUUUGUACAUAUUGUCUUAUACAGCAUACUAUUAUUAUCACCAUCAAAACCGAUAUCAAAAGUAACAUUAUGAAUUCACAAACCAAUAACAGUGCAAAUCUGUGAAGUUUAAAAAUCAGGAUUCAAUUGCAGUUGUCUAUAGUCAAACCUCUCGAUAAUGACACUUUUAAUACACACAGUUCAUCUAUCAUAGCAGACACAUUACAGUUAUCUUAUAAAUUGGCGUACAAAUGAAAUACACCCCGUUGGAGUACUGAUUUUAAUCGAAUUGGUAGCUUUUCGUUUUGCAAUUAUGUUAUUAUGUUGCUUCGAAAAAAAAAAAGAAUUGGCGAAAAUUCAAGAGUCAAA
Molecule: messenger RNA, 5158 nt
Organism: Wyeomyia smithii (pitcher-plant mosquito)
Lineage: Eukaryota; Metazoa; Arthropoda; Insecta; Diptera; Culicidae
Product: homeobox protein araucan
Exons: 7
Coding region: 1304-3406 (700 amino acids)
Biological process (GO): regulation of transcription by RNA polymerase II; neuron differentiation; cell development
Cellular component (GO): nucleus
Molecular function (GO): RNA polymerase II cis-regulatory region sequence-specific DNA binding; DNA-binding transcription factor activity, RNA polymerase II-specific
Source: RefSeq, a predicted model, not a curated record